Thermothelomyces thermophilus ATCC 42464 is the source of this 1803-nucleotide messenger RNA. RefSeq lists its product as uncharacterized. NCBI's taxonomy places the organism in Eukaryota, Fungi, Ascomycota, Sordariomycetes, Sordariales, Chaetomiaceae. The coding region runs from base 190 to 1767 and encodes 525 amino acids. The transcript is spliced from 3 exons. The record is from RefSeq and is a predicted model, not a curated record.
GCUCAUAACUACAUGGAGUCUGGGCGCCCAUAAUCGUCCUCCCGGAGCUGCAGUGCUCGCGUCCCCGUGUCUCCAACUACCAGCCCGUGGGUCACCGCCGACCCCGUCGUCUGCUGGCGCAAACCGAGCGCCAUCAAGCCAGCUUCUCCAACACCCAGCAGCGGCAUAAGGAGGGACGGAGCGUCCAGGAUGCGGCUGGGCACCGUCCAUCUCUACGUCGCCGCGGCGGUCUUUGCACCGCUGGCGGCGUCCAUCUUCAUCGCUGCUCCUGAUUCGCCUUGCUCAAAAUACUGCGGCAAUGUCCAAUCCUCGACGGCCACCGACGAAAUGGUCUGCGAUGACGCCGGUCUCGCUUCCUCCGAGGGCGUCGUGUGGGAGCAAUGCAUCGGCUGCCUCCUUACUAGCACCUACGUUUCUGGCGGGCAUUCGGAUCUACAAUCGCUACUCUACAAUCUGCGCUUCAACGUGGGAUAUUGCCUGUUUGGCGGCGAAACCAAUCCAUGUGUAACAAGCACGGCAUGCGCACCACUCGGACGUGCCGUUUCGUAUAAGAAUAUGUCUACCUCGGUCGGCGCUCUCGACUAUUGCAGCAAAUGGGACCAAGGCUUCUACCCUCCGUGCAGCGAAUGCCUUAUCCCGCUCCAGCAGGACCACCUACACGGCAUAUACCAGAACAACUACGUGACGAUUCUCGAAGCCGCAUGCGAGCAGAGGCCUGAUCCCGGGUUCACCGUGUCGAUUGCCGGCGAUCCAUUCGACCCAAACGUCGCGGUCAGCAUCGUCGAGCCACACCCGGACGCAUCGAGCGUCCCAACGCCAGACUAUGGCCCCGUCUCCCUCGGGGCGCGCGUGGGCAUCGCCUUUGGCGGUCUCGCCUUCAUCCUUGUUGUCGCCGGCGUAUGUAUCGUCUGCAACGGGAAGCGCAGGCGGCGUGCCUUUCUACGCGAGCUCGAGCGCCGCCAUGGCGGACAGGGUUGGCCUCACCCAAAAACUCGCUACGGCGGCAGCAGCAGUAGCGGCGGCGGCCCGGACAUGUUCGAGACACCCGUCAGUCAGCGGCCCCUGCGCGGGUGGGAAACGGAGAGCCCCGUGAGCGCGCACACGGACGCGCCGUUCCCCCGCUACUUCAGCCCCUACUCGAGCCAGUACGCCAGCCCCGUGACGAGCCCGGAAGCGCCGGGGUCAAUCCACCACCAGUGGCCGACAUUGGUGCCGCAGCGCACAGAGCAGCAGCAGCAGCAGCAGCAGCAGUUCAACCAGAUGACACAGACACAGUCGCCGUCAACCCACGGUUCGCCUCCACCAGCGUUUUCUCAGUGGCCAACCAGCAACCAAGAGCAGAUACACGCACAGCAUGUCCAAGGACAAAACGAGCCCGCCAUUGGUAUCGCGCUCGGCGGGGACGAGGCGAGCCUACGGUCCAAGGCGUCCAAUCUCAACCUCAAUGGGUACCCGAUCGACUCCAAGGGCAAGCAGCGCGACGAGGCGUAUGAGAUGCACGAGGUCGAGAGCCCGUACGGGUAUGGGAACGGAACCGCCAACGGGAACGCGAGCUGGAACGGAAACGGAAACGGUGACUCGAAAGACCACCGCCACUACGAGUAUCCGUUCAGAAUGCCCGCCGAACCGCAGGCGCCAGUGCUGCACCACCCCGGCUACGGGAGGCACCACGGGUCACGGACUGGGCCGGGCGGCGCGGACGCGGGAGCCGGGGUAGUGGGUGUGGGCCAGUAUCCGGAUUAUCAAAGAGGAUACCCCGUUUCAUGACACGGGACCUGGUCAUGAAGUCUGUUUUCUUUGUUU